This is a messenger RNA of Camellia sinensis, 2205 nucleotides long. RefSeq lists its product as uncharacterized. Gene Ontology annotation, molecular function: protein binding. Gene Ontology annotation, cellular component: plasma membrane. NCBI's taxonomy places the organism in Eukaryota, Viridiplantae, Streptophyta, Magnoliopsida, Ericales, Theaceae. The record is from RefSeq and is a predicted model, not a curated record.
AAUCUCUAGGCAACUUGCUUGUUUGACGCAAGGUGAGUGGUUUACUUUUGUUUACACUACCGGAAAUGUUCGCUAGGGUGUCGCCUGACGAAAUGAAGAUGGAUGAAUCUGCAAAUUAUCAGGGAUAUAGAUUUCACGAUGAAAUUUGUGAUUGGAUAGAUCGCUUUUCAAAAGCGCCAAGUAUAAGUAAUUUGCAUCUGGCUUGCGAGAAGGGGGAUUUGCAAUGCGUGGAGAAUUUGAUUCACUGGAACAGGAACUUGUGUUUGAGAAAGAAUUGUUAUGGGAAUACCGCUCUCCAUAUUGCAGCGGAGAAUGGAAAAGUAGGUGUUAUAAAUCUGAUUCUCAGAUAUUGCCCUGAGUCUGUGGAAGAGGUCACUGCAACGACGAUGGAGACUUGUCUUCACGUGGCCGUCAAGCAUAACCAGAUCGACGUUGUUCUGUGCGUGCUAAAUUGGAUCGCUGGAGAAAGGCCUGACUUCUUCCAUGUGCUUGAUUUCAAGGAUUAUAGAGGAAAAACUUGUCAGGAAUUAAUCCAGAAUUACGUAACACAAACAACCGAUGAACCUGCAAAUUAUUGCGAAGAGGAAUUAAAAGGGCUUUUGAUAUGGAAUUAUAAAAUUGCCGAUUUGCUCCUGGCUUGCAAGCUGGGGGAUUUGGAAACGGUGGAGGGGUUGAUUCGAAGGAACAGGAAAUUGUGUUUCGCGAAGGACGGGUUUGGGAGGACGGCUCUCCAUAUUGCUGCGGAGAACGGCAAAGUAGACUUAAUAAAUCUGAUUCUCAGAUAUUGCCCUGAGUCUGUGAACGAGGUCACUGACAAAACAGGGGACACUUGUCUUCACGUGGCUGUGAAGAAUAACCAGAUCGACGUUGUUAGGCGCUUGUUAAAAUGCGUUACCGAAGAAACGCCUGACUUCCUCCAUGUGCUUGAUUUCAAGGAUUAUACGAGAAAAACUGUUGUUCAAUUCUCCAAACAAUUCCAGGCUUUGAGAGUAUUUCUUCCCUUGAAGUCUGGUGGUUCUGUGGCUAUAGAUAUCUGUUAUGACCUAUCUUAUUUAAGUUUUCUCGGAAUCCGUUGGGAACCUAGACCUAUGAUAACCUGGGAUUUAACCAAACACAAAAUCAAGCACACUGGUAAUUAUAGUCAGAAGGGGUUGUCCAACGGUGCUUGCUAUUUGACGGAAGAAAAAAUCAAGCAAAAUGAUUGUUGUAGUCCUAGAGGGUUGUCCAAUGGCUCAAGGGGUUUGACCGAAGAAAAAAUCAAGCACAAUGAUAAUUGUAGUCCUAGAGGGUUGUCCAACAGCUCAAGGGAUUUUGCCAUACAAAUAAUUGAGCCCGACAGCUCAAGGGAUUUUGCCAUACAAAUAAUUGAGCCCGACAGCUCAAGGGAUUUUGCCAUACAAAUAAUUGAGCCCGAUGAUGAUUAUAGUCAUAGAGGGUUGCUCAGUUGGUUAUCCAAUGGAAGCAUUGUUGAGCCCUCUGUUCAAUUCAGAACUGGUUUGCUACUGAUAGCCACACUGAUCGCAGCAACAACCUUCCAAGUACCUUUUCACUUCCUUGGCAACACUUCCAAAUUGGGCUAUGAACAACAUUCAAUCAUGCGUAGCUUGAUCAUCUCGUGCAAUUCCCUGGUGUUCAUUGCAUCUGUGGGUGUUAUUACAUACCUCCUCCAUGAAUUCCCACUAAAGCCGUUGCCUCAUAGCUUAAUUCUAGCCCUAUUUGGUUGUUAUAUUCUCUCAUUACAUGCAAUCAUGCCGAAUGGAGCUCUGGUGCUGUUCUUCAUAUCAAUUCCCAUAUUGUUGGUUGGCAUCUGCAAGGAAGCUUUAUGGCUUUGCAAACCAAAGACUCACUUGAGCACAUCAGGUGAUGUUAGUUCUCGUUGAUCAUGUUUUCUUUGGGUUGAAACAUCUGGUGCUUCAAUUUGGGUUAUGCUUCAAUUUAAGUUAUGUAUUGAAUCAAUAGAUAAAUUAAAUAUAUAUAUAUAUAUGUGUGUGUGUGUGCGCGCGCGCGCGCGCGCGCAAUAAUGGCAAUACAGCCAAUGGAGCUACCCAGGUGUUCUUCCUCAUGGUUUGUUUCACUUUCCUGUUGUUGGGUCUUGGCAGCAAAACAGUAUUGUGUAUGUGCACCUUUGCCUGGAGUCAGGCCUUGUAUUAAUUUCUAGUGGUGGCAAUGCAUAAUAUAUAACUUAGAGCUUCUUGAAUGGUGUCU